Molecule: messenger RNA, 6462 nt
Organism: Miscanthus lutarioriparius
Lineage: Eukaryota; Viridiplantae; Streptophyta; Magnoliopsida; Poales; Poaceae
Source: the annotation of a GenBank genome assembly
AUGUCGCACCCCGGCAAGUUUGUCUCCGUCAACCUCAACCGAUCCUACGGCCAGCCCGCUCCCUCAUCACACCAUGGCGGUGGCGGCGGCGGCCGCCCCUCCCGCCCCGCCGGCGCCGGCUCCUCAGCCGGCGGCGGCGCAUGGUGGUGCUCUCCCGCCCGCGCGGAGCCUCCUCCCUCGCCAAGCCGCAGGCACCCAAGCUCUCCGUCCCGCCGCCGCUCAACCUACCGUCGCUCCGCAAGGAGCACGAGCGAUUCGACGGCUCGGCGGCCGCUGCGGGGGGCGGGGUCGCCUCGGCCCCGCCUCGAUCCGGCGGGCCUGCUGCCGGCUGGACCAAGCCCGCCCCGGCGUCCGAGAAGCCUCUCGGCUCCGCAGUGCUUCCUGGCGGCGUCGCCAGGCCACCGUCAUAUGGGUUUGCGGAGAAAGCCGUCGUCUUGCGCGGGAGGACUUCCGUCCUUGAAAGCAGCUGUUGCCCCGCCGACACCUCCGCAGCCUGCGCAGCGGCAGAAGGAUGCUGAUGGGGCGCGGGUCGUCACACCAGAGGCGCGACCAGGACCUCUUGGGAUGCGGCCGCAGGUGACAACCUCGCGGGCCACUGAGCCACUGGCCUCUGGUGGGAGCUUGGGACCUGGUGGCCGCACUUCCGCUGAGAGGGUGCAGAAGCCUGAUCUGGGGCCGCUUCCGAUGGUCCGGCUUAGGUAUGAUUCUGACUGGGCUGAUGACGAGCGUGACACAGGGCUGAGCCUUCCAGAGCGGGACAGCAGGGAGAGGGGAUUUGGCAGGACUGAGGCCAUGCUUCCAGGGCGCGACCUUUAUGGAGCAAUGAGGGAGCCCUUCAAAAAGGAGCUGUUUGGGAGAGAUGCGGCUGCAACAAAUAAAGAAGGUGGGCAAGACGGCCUGUGGCGAUCUCCCGUGUCAAACCAACACGAUAGGGAGCGAACAGAUGGCCGACCAUACAGUGGUGGCAGAGGAAGCAGUGGGCAAUCAUAUCGGGAAAGCAUAGCUGCCGGAAAGGAUGUGUGGAGUAAUAGUAAGGAGCCUCCUAUGCGUGCCUAUGGUCAGAAUGGGGUGGAACAGUAUGGAACCACACGAGUUGGGGAAGCUGCUAGCGAGCGUUACGGCAACAGUUCAAAUAAUUGGCCUAGGUUGAAUUCUUUCCAGAAUAAUGUUGGUUCCAAAGUGCAGCCCUUUAGUGGUAAUAAAGGGCCUUUAAUUAAUGAUCCAGUGGCAAAAUUUGGUAGGGAGAAGCGGCUGACUGGUUCCCCUGCUAAGCCUUUAAUAGAGGAUAGCGGUUUUGACAGCAUUUCUGCCGUUAACUUGACUGCAAUAAAGAAGAAGAAAGAAGCAGCUAAACCAGCUGAUUUUCAUGACCCAGCAAGGGAGUCGUUUGAGGCAGAGCUUGAUAGGAUCUUGAGGGUACAGGAGCAGGAGAGACAACGGGUAAUGGAAGAACAGGAAAGGGCCAGAGAAGUUGCUCGGAAGCAAGAAGAGGAACGGGAGAGGCUGAUACGAGAAGAGGAAGAGAGGCAACGUCUGAUGGAGGAGCAGGCAAAGCAGGCAGCUUGGCAAGCUGAGCAAGAGAGGCUGGAAGCCGCUAAAAGGGCUGAGGAGCUGAGAAUUGCCAGGGAGGAGGAAAGGAAGAGGAUUGCCAUUGAGGAGGAGCGGCGUAGGGAGGCAGCGCGUCAGAAGCUCCUAGAAUUGGAGGCAAAAAUUGCUAGAAGACAAGCAGAAUCAAACAUUGGCAGCGCAAGAGCUGUCAAUGAUGAAUUUAUUCCUGGAGAUAUCAAGGACAGAGACCUGUCACACUCUGCUAACUUUGGUGACAGAAACGAUAUUGAUAAAAUGAACGAGUGCAUCAAUACCUCAGCACCAUUGGAAUCCUCUAGUCUUAACAGGUUCAGUGAGACAGUUCCAAGGGUGCACACUCUUACGGAUGGACGCUCUUCAUUUAUUGAUAGAGAAAAUGCAUACUAUAGUUCACGAGCUGCAUUUCCAGAACAAGAGAAUGUGCAUCAUAGUCCACGGCGUGACCCUUUUGCUGCAAAGAGGGGAAAUUUCCCUAAGAAAGAUCUUAAUGAUGGAUUUGGGAGUGUUUCGGUCAGGCAAUCUUCAACAGGCCGAACAACUGAUUCUCCAUGGGCACUCGAAGAUUUCCGUCAUGAAAAGGUUCCACGAUGGGAUGCGCCUAGGGAGAUUGACCGUUUCAGCAAACAAUCUGACUUUGACAAUGAGCUUUUUAACAGUGACAGGUUUGGAGAUACAGCUUGGCUGCCUAGUAGUUCUCAUGGAAGCCUCAAUGCUCAUGCUCAACAAGGAGAUAGGAUGUUUCAGAGUCCUGAUGUUAAUGAAUUGUCUUCUUUUACCAGACCAUGCUACUCUAUGCGGCAACCACGUGUCCCCCCACCCCCAAUUGUGACAUCUGUGCGAAGUUCAGUCGGUGCUUCAGCUCAACGUAUCAAUUCAUCUUUUGUGGAUGGUGGGAACGGAGAGAGUUCUGGUAGAGAUGAUGUGCAGAUUAUGCAGGGUCAGUAUGGAAGUGCAUACCAAGAGGCAUCUCGCCAGCAUGGGAUACGACCUGACCACAUUUCUGUUAAUGAGCACCAAAUUGUGGACAGAAAAAGCCCUGUAUUGGGUUCACAAUCUUCUCUUUCUGUUUCAAGCCCUCCUAGCUCACCUCCACAUGUUUCGCAUGAUGAGAUGGAUGUAUCGGGUGAUUCUCCUGCGUUACCGACUUCUACUGAUGGUGAACGAACGGUGCUCUCUGACAACGACAAUGCAGCUCUGACUGUAGAUGCAGACAAUACAAGCAGAAUUGCUGCCUCAGGAGUGCCCCACUUGGAGGAUGAUGAAUGGUCAAGUGUAAACAAUGAUGAUAGGCGGAAACAGGAUGAAUAUGAUGAAGACAAUGAUAGCUACCAGGAGGAUGAAAUCAAUGAAGCUGAUGAUGAGAAUAUUGACUUGGAUGAUGAGUUCUUAGAGGGACAGAAUACACCUGUAGAACUGGAACCAGUUAUACUUGGAUUUGAUGAGGGCGUGCAGGUUGAAAUUCCACCGAAUAGUCAACUUGAAUUAGCUUCUGUGAGGAGCACUGAAAGGACUGUUGGAGUACAUCUAUACUCAGGAGUUGCAGAGCAAGAGAAUGUCAGUGGUUCAGUUGUCCAUUCUGAUCCUGUUACUGAAGCAGAGAAAGCACUGCAGGCAUUGACUCUUGAUCGUGUAAAUGCCCUGACAAAAGACAGUAAUGGGGAGCCAUUCAAUAGCUUAGGGACACCUGCUUCAAGUUCCCAGUUACCUCAGGCAUCUUCUGCAGGUCCUAUUUUUUCAUCAGCUUCAGCAGUAGUUGGGCAGAAUGAAGUACCUGUUAGCCUCCAGUUUGGUUUGUUUACAGGUCCUCCUCUAAUACCAACUCCAGUUCCAGCCAUUCAAAUUGGUUCCAUACAGAUGCCAAUCCAUCUCCACAAUCAGUUUAACCCAUCCCUGCCUCACAUGCACCCUUCAACAGCCCCUUUAUAUCAGUUUGGCCAGUUGAGGUAUGCCCGUCCUAUCGCCCCGAGUGUUCGAUCGCUGCCUUCUCAGGCCAUCCGCCCUGUACAUUCUUCCAUACCAGCUCAACAUACAUUGAAUCAGAAUGCGUCCAGUGUUCUACCUGAGCUAACGGAUGGAGAUACAAACCAGAACAUCCCAGCUCAGGCAAGCUCAUCCACCUUUAUCAAUAAAUCAGCAGCGCCUACAGACAAGCUUCCCCUUGGAAUGGACAGUUCAAACUCUCAGUAUCUCAAUGCUCCUGCAAACAAUCAGAUGGCUGGUGUGGAGGGAUUUCAUGGCCAGGUGGACAGAGAAUCUGCUGAGGGUACAACUCCCAGUGGUAGGAAUCAAGAUCUCUCUUUGAAGAGGAAUUACAGACCUACCUCCAACAAUGUAGAAUCUUCUCAAUAUGGUUUGGAGGGGAGAGCCAUGGGUGAUCCAAAGGCUCCUGGUGUUGUCUCUGAUAGAAGGGGGAGGAGAUAUGGUUAUGCUGUUAAAGACAUCAACAUGAGAUCUACCGGCUCAUUUGUUGAACCUUCUCAUAAAGAUUCCAAAGGAGGAUUCCAGAGAAGGGCUCGUAGGAAUGUAAGACGGACUGAGUUUAGAGUUCGGGAGAACAUCGAGAAGAAUCAAAAUGAAACUUCUGAGUCAUUUUGCCAUGGUGAACAAGACGAGAUGACAUGCUCCAAUGGAACAAGAGAUGUUCCAGCGAGAAAUACUAAUAGAAGGGAACUUGAUAUGAACAAGGCUUCUAGGAUAAAUGAAGCAAGUGAUCAGAGUGUCUCAUUUAGAAGUACACACAAUGUUCCUUAUGAGAGAUCUCAUGGUGGGAGCAAGAAGUCUAGAACAGGCUCCCGCAAACAGCAUAGUGUUUCCCUACAAAGCUCAGUUGGUCCUAGCGUGAAUAAGCGAGCAGCUCCUUCGAGUGGAGAAGUUCCAAAGAAAGUUUCUUCCGGUUCUGCCAUCACGGUAGAAGGAAGAAUUGCUGACUAUGCUGAAACUUCAGUUCCAUCGAUGGUUGAUACGGCUUCCAUGAACCUCAUAGGGCCACCUUCAACCAAUGCAGAAGCUCAUACAAACUGCUUUGCCAAUCAGCCUAUCCAGAUCCAGACAUCCUCUGACUUGGUCACCUCCAGUCCUGCAAAGCUUGUGAGUGGCUUAUCUGAAGACAACAAUAAAGGGGCAUCUAUUAGUACUCCAUUUAACAUGGUUUCCUGGGAUAAUUCACAAAUAAACCAGCAGGUUAUGCCAUUAACUCAAACUCAACUUGAAGAAGCUAUGAGACCAGCUAAAUUUGAACAGCAGGCUGGGUCUGGCUUUUCUUUGGAGUCCAACAAUGCUUUGUCUCCCACAGUAACCACAGAAAAGGUGUUCCCUUCAUCUGCUAGUCCGAUUAAUUCCCUUCUGGCUGGAGAGAAGAUUCAAUUUGGGGCAGUAACCUCGCCAACCAUGCUACCCCCAGUUAGCCGAACUGUUUCAAGUGGUCUUGGAGCUCCAGGUUCAUCUAGGCCUGAUAUGAAGAUUGAUCGUGGCUUGUCUAGCGAUAACAGUGGUCCUGAUAAGGCAAAUUCCAAGGAAUUAUGUCCGAGUACCGAGGAUGCAGAAGCAGAGGCUGAAGCAGCUGCUUCUGCUGUGGCUGUGGCAGCUAUUAGCACUGAUGAGGGAUCUCCAGCUGAUGCGACUACAGCAUCGGCUCCAGACACCAAGAGCUUUACAAGCAAGGAUCUCAGUGGGUUAACAUCAGGAGGGGCAAGAACAGGUCAAGCUGGUCAAUCAUCCACCGAAGAGCUGCUCACAGUUGCUCUUCCUGCAGACUUAUCAGUUGAUACUCCAUCCAUGUCCUUGUGGCCUCCUAUAGCCAGUCCACAAGCAUCAGGGCCAAUGCUUUCUCAGUUUCAUGGUGCACAGCCAUCCCACUUUUCCUGCUUUGAUAUGAAUUCGAUGUUAGGAGGGCACAUUUUUGCAUUUGGCCCAAGUGACGAAUCUGCUGGUUCUCGAGGUCAGCACCCUCAAAGAAGCAAUGCAUUGCCUUCAGCACCAUUGGGAGCUUGGCCGCAGUGUCAUUCUGGGGUAGACUCUUUCUACCGUCCUCCAACUGGGUACGCUGGUCCUUUCAUUACUCCAGGUGGAAUCCCAGGCGUGCAAGGUCCCCCACAUAUGGUGGUCUAUAACCACUUCGCCCCAGUAGGGCAAUUUGGUCAGAUGGGACUUGGUUUUAUGGGAGCCACUUAUAUCCCUGGUGACAAGCAGCCUGAUUGGAAGCAAAGCCAAGGACCACCUAUUGUUGGUGUAAGCCAGAGUGAUCCAAACAGCCAAAAUAUGGUGUCUGGUCAAUUAAAUGCUCCUAGUGUUCCUGCUCCAGUUCCACAUCUACGCCCAACUUCUAUCAUGCCAAUCCCGUCUCCAUUGACCAUGUUCGACAUUGCUCCUUUCCAGACAUCUACAGACAUACAGAUGCAAACGUGUUGGCCACAUAUGCCUGUACCUCUACGCUCAGUUCCAUUAUCAGUUGCACUUCAGCAGCAUCCAGUAGAUGGUACAGCCACACAACAGUUUGUUCAUAACGUGCCAGUAGACAAGUCCAGUACAAAUAACCGAUUUCAGGAGUCCUCUGUUUCUGCUGGACCAUCAGAUGGCAACAAGACCUUCCCAAAUGCAGCUGCCUCUCAGUACAGAGAUGAGUUAGGUCUUGUCGAACAGCCAGCCUCAACUAGUUCAAGCUCCCAAACUGUUCAGCCUUCAUUUGGCCAGGCAGGCGUGAUCAGCAAUGAAGUCUCGACCAGUGCCAAAGUCAUGGUUAGAGCGACCCCAUCUAAAGUCAACCCUGAACUGCCGCAGGGGUUGCUAGCAACACGAACGGCCCUCAGGUCACCAGCAUACCUUCCAAGACCCAUCAGUCGCCAUCAUCAUCAGACCAGCAGUACCAGCAUCCGUUAA